AUGCGCCAUACAUCCCUUGAUGAUCUGCCAACGGAGGUCUUGAUUCUCAUCUUCGAGCACGUCGAUAAUCUGAAGCCAGUAGUCCUUUUGUCACGAAACGUCAACACUCUUGCCCGUCCCCUGCAUUUCCGAAGCAUUUUGCUUACGCAACGCAAGCUCAAUCUCCUGACGGGUCCAGGUCUCGACACACCAGCGCUGACGAAAAUUUACGCUUACAUUAAAAAAAUCGAAGUUCGCUCUGAAACCCCAUUGAUAGGAGUGGCAUCAUUUAUCUCAAAAUGCUCACGAUUGAGAGACAUCAUGCAAGUCUUCCUAACUUAUGCCAUGUUUUACCUAACAUCUCUCGGCAGAUGGGGAGGCUACUCGCCAGUAGUAUCAAGUGUCAUGACACCCGAUGUUGCUGAGUUAAUUGCAACAAAAAGCCCUCGGAUUCGUUUGCAUUUGAAAAGCUACUCCUCACUGCCUCCAAAUGAUUUCAUCUCAGGUCAGGCAAUUCCCACGGCCAACCUAGAAUCAUUAGUCGCUACUGGAGUGUACAAUCCUGACAGCGGACCUUUGAGAGACUUGCUCAUCAAUGCUCAAAAUCUCAAAGACCUUACCUUGUAUCGAUUUGACCAUGGGAUUUCUUCGUCAUAUUUUUCAUUUUCACCUCUCCGCCGUUUGCAUCUCGAUUCAUGUCUCAACUUGUAUUCGAGUACCGACUUCACUAAACUAUGGGGCCGCACGAACUUGGAGUACUUACGGAUCAAUCGAAUGUCGCCAUAUGAGAUAUUGGUAUCAAUGCCUGACCAAGCAAUGAUACAUCUAAGACAUCUAGAGAUAUGGCAGGAUGGCCUCGUCAAUCCGGAGCUGGAGCUUGCCCAGCAAGAGGAGAUAACAAGUGUAUUGGACAAUAUCAUUGUCCAUGCCCCAAAUUUGCAAGUGUUUAGUGUCCCGUGCCUCAUAAAGAAGAUUCGGUGUCACAAAUUUGUGCAGAAUAGUAAUCUACGUGUGCUGCGACUACGAGACUUUAGCGAAUUUAUAGAUCACAGUCAGUAUCCCAUAAUCACGUCAGACGCCUUGGGAACCACAUCACCGCCACAAAUAUUUUCAACGCCCUUGCACAGAAUGCUCCUUGUCAAGCUUUCAUGCCGUUGGCUAACCGAAAUGGACAUUGGACUUGAUUUCCGAAAUGCACAGGCCUCCUCAUAUUUAGAUGUCAUAGCGUGUUUUCUGUGCUUGCGGUAUGUGACUUUGCGUACACAUACUUUAUCAACAAUUAAACAUGUGUCACAAAUAGACAACAGUCUUGACCAAGAAGCGGCAACCAAUUGGAUGAAUUAUUUGGCGUCCAAACGGUUUCGACGUGAUCUUCUCCAAGCUAAAUUUAUAAUACAUCGUCCUAGGACACCAACCAUACCAGCCGGGCCAAUGGCUGACGCUUUCUUUUCACACGUUCAGCCUCUCCUACUUGGUAGUCACCUAGGUCCGCAGCAUAUCUUAGAAAACGCCACAGAAUUUGCUCGAGGGUUCCUUCCCGUAUUUGAGUUCACAUACAGCUUAGAGGGCAUGUCUAGCACUAUUUCCGGGAUUCGGGAGAGAAGAAAAAAGCACUUCGCGAGAGCGCUGCUCAUGAGAUCCAAGAUCAGAUAUUGA
Glarea lozoyensis ATCC 20868 is the source of this 1635-nucleotide messenger RNA. RefSeq lists its product as uncharacterized. The transcript is spliced from 3 exons. The coding region runs from base 1 to 1635 and encodes 544 amino acids. The record is from RefSeq and is a predicted model, not a curated record. Lineage: Eukaryota; Fungi; Ascomycota; Leotiomycetes; Helotiales; Helotiaceae.